Cooperia oncophora is the source of this 225-nucleotide messenger RNA. Lineage: Eukaryota; Metazoa; Nematoda; Chromadorea; Rhabditida; Trichostrongylidae. The record is from the annotation of a GenBank genome assembly.
AUGGGCAUCAUGCCAUACGACGUUACACUUGUUGUAGAUGCCAAGCUAUUGGUAUUUGCCAACAAGCAAGACCUUCCGAAUGCAAUGACAACGGUGGAAAUCACGAAAGCCUUGGAACUGGAAGCAAUAAGGAAUAGAGAGUGGCACGUUCAAUAUACAAACGCUAUCACCGGUGAGGGUCUUAUAGAAGGCCUCGAAUGGCUUCACUCUGUCGUCUUCAAAUGA